Messenger RNA from Gryllus bimaculatus (two-spotted cricket), 3614 nucleotides. NCBI's taxonomy places the organism in Eukaryota, Metazoa, Arthropoda, Insecta, Orthoptera, Gryllidae. The record is from the annotation of a GenBank genome assembly.
AUGAGUGUCACCCGUCAACCUUGCGCCAGCAGGGAAUAUUCAGCGCGAAUUAGGGCUCCCCGCAGCGCUGGCGGGCGCGCAGCGGGAGCGAGACGCGCGCAGCCACGCGGCGGCCGGCGGAAGCUCGCAAUCAAUAGACGCCGCGCGAAGACGGAGCGGCGCUGUCGACAGGCGAGCAGCGCUGGGAAAGGCCGAGGUUGCGCGCUCCCGCCAACGGUCGCAGCGCGGUGGUCGGACGGCGCGCGUUGCGCGGACCGCCGUGAAGACUCGGUCGCACGCCUCGAGGACAGCCUCUUGUCUCCGCUCCCCCCUCUCGAUCCUUGUAAGCCCUUCGAGCGCCCGGCGCCCUUUUUGAGCCCUCCGCUCCCUUCGAGCCCCGCCGCCGACGUCGCCAUGGAGAACCCGGAGGCGCCUUCCACGCCGAAGCGCGGCGCCGACGAGACCAGCUACAUCCUCGAAGGCCAAAGGCUGAAUCAACAGUCAGAUGAUGAGAAGUACCAGACCAGUUUACCACUUGCUAGUUUUAACUACAUAAAUUCCAUUAUUGGUAGUGGAGUCAUUGGAAUUCCUUAUGCAUUUCAACAAGCUGGUUUUGGCAUGGGUCUCUUGUUACUCUUUGGAGUGGCUCUCAUCACAGACUAUUCACUCAUACUCAUGGUACGCAGUGGGCACCUGAGUGGUGCUUUCUCCUACCAGGGCCUGAUGCAGGCUGCUUUUGGAAAACCAGGAUUUGUCCUACUUUCAAUUUUGCAGUUUACUUAUCCUUUUAUUGCUAUGGUGAGUUAUAAUGUAGUAGUUGGAGAUACUAUUACAAAGGUACUGACUCGAAUGACAGGAGUGGAAGCAGAUUCUUUACUGGCACGACGUGAAUUUGUUGUUGCUCUAGCUACAAUAUUUAUUACAAUACCUUUGUGUUUAUAUCGAGACAUUGCCAAACUCAGCAAGGUCUCUUUUCUCUCCCUUGUCUUCAUUACAUUUAUGUGUCAUCAUAAUACUUUUUUGGUGUAUGAUUCCAUUGAAAAUGCAAAUCAACAACAAUGGAAUAUUGUUACACACGCCUCUGUCUUAACUUCUUGCUGUGUAACUGUAAUGUUUGGAAUAGCUGGUUAUGCAACAUUUACUGGCUACUCACAAGGUGAUCUCCUUGAAAAUUAUUGCCCUUAUGAUGAUUUGAUGAACAUAUCCAGAGCUGCAUUCAGUAUUACAAUUCUUUUGACUUAUCCAAUAGAAUGUUUUGUGACAAGAGAAGUAAUUGAAAACACAUUUUUCUCUUCACGAGAAAAUGAAGAACAGUCUCCCACCUACCAACAUGUUGCCAUUACUCUGACUCUAGUUUUGACUACUUAUUUCAUUUCUAUGACAACUGAUUGUUUGGGAGUUGUACUUGAAUUAAAUGGUGUACUUGCAGCUGUUCCACUUGCUUAUGUGCUUCCAGCUCUGAGUUAUGUAAAACUUGAAGAAGGCUCUCUGCUAUCUGCUAAGAAGUUGCCUGCCCUCCUCCUUGGUUUAUUUGGUAUGGUAGUAGCUAUAUUGGGUCUAGUCAUGUUAGCUACAAAUUAUGACAGAAUUGAUACAUGUAGUCAUGAGACAAUGAACUACUGUACUAAUAUAACAUAAAUGUACAUAUUUAGACUAACAAGAACAAUAUCCAACUUGUUUCUCAUAUAAAAUUAAAAAUCAGGUAAUUAAUUUAUUGAUCUCCACAAAUGAAUAUUAGAAAUGACCAAAUAACUAAAUAUAUACAGAAAAAGAAAUUCUGACAUACUAUUAAAGGUAUACAUGUUAUAUUGUCUCCAUUUACUUAAUUUAAAUUAUUUUUAAUGUGUGUGGGAAGGAAAUAAACUCUAUAGUAUUAAAUUGAUACAUCUCAAACAGUUUAUUUGAACAAGAUGGUAUAUUUCAAAGACAGAUUUAAAAUAAAUUUAACAUUGAAUACUCUUAAUAAGAUUUUAUUUUUUGCUGAAAGAAAAUAUUCUGAAAUAACUAUUAUUUUGAUGACUUCAAGAAAAUACUUGAAUACUUACGUUCAUCAUUCCACAACAUGGUGUUUAAGAUGUUAUUAUCUGCCAUGGCUUUACGAAUUAAUGUAUGCCAAUAAAUUAUAUUUCAAACAAUUAGUAAUACUGCAAGUAACGUAUUCUAUCAAUUACAAGAUGUAAUGUAAUACCAUUAAUUCCAACUUUCUGACUUCUUUUAAAGUUGUGUGAUGUGGUAAUACUGAAAUAUUGAUGUGGAUAAUAUCGUUUGUCAAGAAGAAAAGGCAAAGUGACAGAAAAAAAUUUUUGGAAAUGUUUCACAAAUAUAAAUAGUUUUAAUAGAUUCAAAGUGCUGAGAAAUUCUUUAUAAAAACCUGUGUCUCAAAAUAUUUGGAAUUAAUUGGAAUUCACAAUCAAAAUAAGUUUUAAAAUAAUAUUGAAUUUUCUCGUCUGGAAUGGUCCUUCUCAUAUUUCUUCAUUGUGUUUGAAUUAAAUGUAUUUCAAUCUCCAGGUAAUAUUUAUUAUCUCAGUAAUAAAGAAUAACUUUGCAAUAGCUUUGCAUUAAUGUUUUUUCUGGAGCACUCAAAUGAGAAUAAGUUCUGAAAAGAAAUGUUUAAUAAAACAGGAAACAAUAUUUGCCAAAUUAUAUACAUGUUAUAAGAGAAAAAAAUUCAGUAUUUCUAUCUCUUCUAAGAUGAUUUUAAGCUAUGGUGGAUUAAAGCUUAUACAGUUUAGGGCCUCUGCUGGUAAUGGGCCCCCUCCAGUAUUUUUAUGCAAAAUUUUAUAUUCAUUUACAGGCAUGUAAAAAAGGUUUUCUACAAAUAUUUCAUUAAUGUCAUAAAUUUAUAUAAUCCAGAUUAUAAAACUUGAAUACCAAUACAUUUAAAAAAUAAUUAGGUAGAAUUAUGGCAAAUUAUUUUUAACUAUUUAAGUGAAUCAGUAUAUGGAAUGUAUCAUAUUAUGCUCAUUUAGAGCCAAAAAAUCACUUUCAGUUGUAAAAUAUAUGCCAUUAUAAUUGCCAGUAGAUUGGACUGCAUGGAAUUAUGUGGUUGCAGUCAGUUAAUUUAUCUUCAUUUUGUAUUGUACAGUGUAAUAAAAAUCAAGAUAUUAUAUAUGAUUAUCAUAAUAGCAUUGAAAACAUGAUAUUUUUUUAAUGCAAAUGGAUAUUUUGAUAUGUUUUGAAUUUUGUUUAGGGAGCCCUGUAGGAUAUUAAUCCUGAUAUUAAGACAAAUUUCUCAAAAUUCAAUGUUUAGUCAAUGUAAACAAAAUGACAGGUUAAAUAAGGGAUUUAGCAAAACCUUAAAUUAUACAUUCCAGUAAUGAUAUUGUUCUAAUGACAAGACUAGAAAAUUUUCUUUCUUAUUCUCCAAACUUGAAAAGCUUGAUAAAUGGCCUCUCUAUUGAUUCAUCCUUUACUCAAUGUGAUUAAAGUAUAUAUUCAUGAUCUCUGUUGUAUAAAUAAUUAUCUAUGGCAAUUGUAACAGAUAUUUGGUAAAGACAAAUUGAAUUUGUGUUCCAUUCCUAAAUAUAAAAUGUGAUAUAAUUUUCUUAGAUGAAUGCAUAAACAAAUGAUUAGCUAUUUUAGUUAAAAAUUCUAUUUGUGAUAUGAUUUUAAAUACUUAUGAAUAUAAAGAUACG